ACCGCGGGGCGGCGCGGGCCUUGGGGAAGAGUAUUUGUCAAUGUGCGAGCCAAGAUUGCAGGAAACUACGGUAACUGAUAGGCUCUAUAAUCAGAGCCCACUGUCUACGGUUUUAGCAACGGCCAGUGUUAUUGUGGAGUACGUGAUUGAGGGUCGGCAUUGUGAUCAGUCUGGCUUCAUAUCACUGAAGCCGAUGUUGGGCCUAGUGGAGUCACUGAGUGAGUCCUGCAGCUGCUAGUGAUACGGGACACCCGCCUCCAGGCGCGCAAUGUUACAGAGCAUCGGUCUGACCCUGUUGGUUUUGGUCGCCACUCUCUUAUGCGUCCUCUUGUUUAUGGUUUUUGGUUGGUAUGUCGUUUGGCAGCUGUUCCUGUCCAAGUUCAAAUUUCUUCGUGAACUUGUAGGUGACACCAGCUCGCUGCAGGGAGACACUGAGCCAAUAGAAACUGAAAGUGUAGGAGGCUUGCCACCCACACCUGUACGCCACAGACCUAAGUCAGCCCGUGUACGGAGAGCACCAAUUGAAGGAACAACGUAGAGAACCAGACUUUGUUUCCUUCUUAUUUGAAAUUGCUUAUUGGCUUUUAAGCAACAUAGAGCCUGUGACGGAUUUGCUGUGCUUUAUUUGAUUGUAUAAUUGACUUGCUCAAAAUACAUUUCUCAGAAUCGGAAAAUGUAAAGUUUUUGGGUUACACAGAAUUGCAUGGAUGUAAUUUAAUUUACCUGAGUUCCAUUUCCUGAUUUUCUCGCAGUGCUCAGAAAAUCAACUUGCAUAUUAGUUGGUCAGUUUCUUGGACCUAGAUUGCAGGAGUCCUGCAUCAAACUGUGCUACCAACUAUAACCUAAAUUUUAUUGAAUAUGUUUCUGAAUUGCUCAAUAACUGAACUAAAUACUGAGUUUGUGUUGUGAAGUAGCACUUUUUAGUAUGUAUGUUGUUUGAACUUUGCUUUAGGUGCUUCUCAUUUUUAAAACUUUUCACAUAAUUAUGAAGAAACAUGGAACAUGUUUACAUUAUGGGUAUUCCAUAUUCUGCUUGCAACUUUCCUGUUUAAUGUGUUAAUAGAACAACCUGACUUGCUUUCAUUUAGAUUCUUAACAAUGUGAGAUCUACAAAGCUUAACAUUUCAAAAAAGGUGAUGAGCUCUUUAGAGACUAUUUAGAGACUAAUGAUGGAAUUAAUAUUUCUAUUCACUGACAUACUUUAUCAGUUUACCUCUUGGUUUCAUCACUUGCACUAUGACUAUCAUUUAUAGACUGAAAUAUUUGCAUUUUCACCCAUUUUUACUUAGUUUUACAACCACAAAGGUGUUCAUCAUUAAUUAUAUGAGGGGGUUUCAUAACACUUUAUGCAAAUUGAGGCUGAUUUAUUUGCUUAUUGCUGUCUUUGGCCAUUACAGUGAGACCGACAUUUUCAACUUUGAAGGCGACAUUCAAUUUGCAGAAUGUCCGUCACAUGCAUAAGCCAGUAGCAAAGGUCCUAGGUGAAAUAAUGUUUGCCAGCCCUUGGCAACAUGGGCUGAAGGCAGGAAUAAUUGCUGUAGAAAAUUCAAAUUAUCUUGAACUCCGGAAAAAAUGGUUAAGCUUGAAAGUUGACGCAAAUGGUUAAAGGAGAGUGGCAGUGGUUUUUCUUGGUGUUAGGUUGUGCAAUACUUAUUUUGAAAUGUUUUGCGCUAAUUCUGAGCACUUAUAAUGGAAAAUUUCCAUUCAACUGACAUUUUUCGUGAUGAGUGCAGAGAUUAACUUUUUCUUCUCUCCUUUCUUAAUUAAACAAGAAUAAUGUUGGAAGCCCCUCCUUUAGAAAAAAGUACUGUGUUUCCAGGGGGCAUUUUAAGGUUGUGGUGUUGGACAGUUUCUCUUAUAGUCCACUGCAUGAAAAAAAAUAAUUUGGGAGUUUGCAGACAAAACAAUAUAAGUGGGAGAGAGCAGAAGAUCGUUGAGAGGUCUUACAAAGAAUUGAUUUUUCAACUGAGUUUUCAGCAGUUAGUUUGAGCUUCAGUUUGUAAAUGUAAUUUGUGAAUAGGUUGUAUUGGACAGCUUUCUUGAUUUAUUUCACACAGCAUGUAGUCUUUCAAUACAUCCUCAAAGUACCUCUCUGAACCAUCAUGGCAGAAAAAUAUCUUUUCUUCUUGAAUGAUUACACCAAAAAAAUAGUUUUACGUGCAGUUUUAAUUUUAUUCUGUCACCAGAAAGCCAUUGUCAUUGCAUGGUAUCUCUGGUGUAGCCAAAAAGUACCUGUAAAAACUUGGUAGCUACAUCAUUACACCCUUUUUUAAACUACGUACUAUUAACUUCUUUAGGCAUGCUGACUUGUGCCACAUUUAUAAAAAAUGGUCUUGAAUGGUCACAUUUCACUAGAUGUAAAGAUGAUCAGGCAUUUGUUGAUAUCUCAUGUGGCUGUGACCCAGUAUGGUCUUCCUCUUGUUCACAUCAAGUUUUCAGUGGGCAUUUGACACAAUCAAUCCCUCCGUCCUCCAAUACCAUUUUAGUUUCUGUAUUAUUCCAGGGUUCUACAUUCUACCUUUUUUUGUCGUAGCUAGUAGUUCACCUCUUAUAGGCCCUGCUCCAAGAUCUUGUUCAUAGUCUGGCUGUUUUGUUCUAUUCCUAUAAUUCCAACAUAGUUAUAAUUCCCUCAUUUCUGCAUCAUCUCUGGCUUGUUGAAAGGUUUAGUGCCUCUCAUCUUCUAUCUUUCAUUGAGCCUGUGGUUUGCUGUGACAUUAUCUGUAUACACUGGAUCAGCUAAGACAAUAUCUAAUUUUGUGUUUCCCCUGCAGUCUUUAACACCACAGUUCUUGGAUAAUGUUUAACAUCAUGUGCCCAAUUAGCCGUAGUUUUCACCAGCUCAGCAAUGGAAUUACAGUUAUGCAGGCAUUGGCGGAAUGAAUGCGAAAUACUUUCUUGUCUCAUGGGCAGACAUAACCAUUGGUAUCCAUUUGAAAUCAUCACAGCUAAUUUAGCAAGAGAGACUGAGAGAAAUCUUUGCUACAGUGUAACGGUGACAGAAAUUGAUACAUUCAAAGUAGAAAAAUAUACAGAGCAGGCAAUGGAAUCAUUAUGUAUUUCCAGGCUUUAGAACUGGCAAAACCACAAAUGGCCUCCAUUUGGACUAAAUCCUUGGAUAAUCUUUAGCUCUGAGCAGGAGGCCACCUUUGUAUUUGGUUUUGACCAGAAGAUAUUUCUUCCCAGUCAGCAAUUUCAACCUUUAUCCAGCAGCUCAAUUAGACUGAACCCAACAGAUCAAUAAUCCUCUUUGAUCCUGAGCUAAACUUCCAACCCAACAUCCAGUCUCUUCUUCAAUGCUGCCUACUUUUUACCAUUGAAACAUCUUCUGACCUACGUCCCUAACUUCUGUAUGACAUCACUGAAACCAGUCUUUGGGUUUUUGUCACCUUCCAUCUUGAUUUCUUUAGUACAUGCUACAUUCCAAUUGCUUCGUUCUUUGUUGACACCCAAAAAUGAUCCUGUGCUACUUAUCAACUUUAAAAUCCUUUUCCUUAUUAAUUGUUCCAAUGGCCUCCAUUCUGCCAACCUUUGUAAUGUUUCUAAGCCAUACACUCCAGUACCUCUUGUGCUGUUCUAAUUCAGUGGUAUUCCUGCUCGUUUCUCAAUACUUUGCUCCACAGUGGAUUUCAACCAUAGUGUCUUUUGUGGAAUUCAUUCUCCAAGCCCUGCAUCUGUCUUUCUUCCAACAUUUUAGACUUUUUUUUGACUCUGCUUUCAGCCACAUCCCAAAUUUUAUUCCUCCUGUUUGGAAUAUCCCAAUUCUCCUUUUACAACAUUUGUUCAUACAUAAAAAAAACACUAUAGAAGUUUUAUUUUGCAAUUAUUUUACAAACUUUUUUUUGUUUCGAAUGGCAUUUAGCUUGAUAUUUCUGGGGACCAUGUGAGGAUGUACAAUAGCAUGGGUAACCAAGCAAAGUCAGGAUACACUUGCAUUGUUCACUUCAAUUGCAGGACGUCAUAAUUAUCUUCCUUUUAUGUCCUAUUUGGCACCCAGCCAAAUUGCUGCAAAAACCAAAGGCAAACUAUCGCAGCCAGUGACUUUUGGGGAUAGACCCAGGUAAUGGACCUGUGAAUGGGUGGAAGAUCAUGAGAGGGAGGAAAUGAGGGAGAAAGUCUUUUUGUGUGAAGAAGGCUGCAGUCAACAGAGGGGAGCCACGUGCUUCCUUUAGGAAACAGAGGAUACCUACUCAUCCCGACGCAAAACAAAUGCUGUCAAAGGUACUCACUUUUUUUGACCUGGCAUCCUACAUCUGGGAAACUCACAUGGCUCCUUUAAAUCCAACUCCCACUUGCAUGUUGAGAACAUUACUUAUAUAUGUCAAUGAAUUGUCUACACUCAAGAAGUUGAGGACUCCAUCAUGAAGUAAUAGCUAUGAUUGAUGGAUGGGUCCUGUCAAAGCCAUUGUGUCAGCAACUUACAAGGUAAAAAGCUGUUCUUGUUGCCCAAACUGAGUGUCUAGUAUCAGAUCGGCUACCUCAAAUUUUGCAAUAUGUAGGGUGCUUGUGUUUUCAUGGUAAUGAUGGUACAUUCAGAAUGUCUUUGUCGUACAUGCCACUCUGUUUUAAGUUUAAAAAUACAAUUGUUGCAAUGUAAAAUUGAAUAGGUUGCUAUAGAUCUAAUGUUUCUGGUUAACUUUGAAUUUUAGUUUGAAUCCCUUUUACAUCUAACUUAUUAGAAUGCAUAUUGGACUGUUUAUUUGACUGCAGAUGCUUUCACAGUGUGUGUACAAUAAAUUUUGUGGUCAUGUUCACACACAGUAUUGCAGAUGAGGUAAAUGCUGCUUUCACUUAACAAUACCCCUAAUAUGUUUUCUGGUUCUUUAAACUGACUGCUGUAAUUGGAACAACAGAAUAAAAUUGAAAGAAUAUCACUGUA
Messenger RNA from Stegostoma tigrinum, 4876 nucleotides. RefSeq names its product small integral membrane protein 13 (gene smim13). The record is from RefSeq and is a predicted model, not a curated record. NCBI's taxonomy places the organism in Eukaryota, Metazoa, Chordata, Chondrichthyes, Orectolobiformes, Stegostomatidae. The coding region runs from base 269 to 538 and encodes 89 amino acids. The transcript has 2 exons.